AUGUUCACCUGUCCUGCCGUCGACGGCGACAUCCCGAAAGAACCGAUGCUGCGAGAGGCAGACUCGAAUGGGGCCGGGGACGAGAUCCCGAGCGAGACCUAUGCAGAUGUCCUCAGCCAGCACUUGCGGUCACUGCAAGUGGUCCUGCUCCAACAUCAUGCGACUGAAUUGGGCAGACUGCGUGACCAGAACGACAAGUUGCAGCGUCAGCUAGCAUCUGCGCAGACGCGGCUCCGGGGCGUCGACGAAGAUCCACAGCCUCGAGUGAUUUCGAUGCCUGCCUUGCCAGGCUAUCCUGCGUUGGAACGGGAGGAGAGCGCCGCGUCGGGCCAAGUUUCCAAGCUUGUGUCCAACAGUUCGCUGGCCGUGGACAUCGCCACUAGUGACUUGAAGCAAUGCGAGCGCUGGCAAACUCUGACCGCAAAGCUGAUUGAGGCUGCCGGCUGCAUGACUGCAUUCGAUGCACCAGCACCAAAGCCGAGGAGUACGGCGGGCAUAAUGUGUGAGCUGAAGAUGCGACCGUCCUGGAGCCACUCCUUGGUGCAGACAAAGGCCACCUACCAGAGGUCCAGAUCUCACAUUGCGGCACUCAGGGAGAUGUCGUCGACAUUCAAGAUCAAUGAUGCAUUCACCGACACCUCCUUCCUCCAGCGCUUUGUCGUGGGACCUCACAGCAGACAUCAGCUCGUGUGGGCGAUUAUAGCCAGCGUGUUCAUCAUCUGGGAUUUGAUCACCAUACCCUUGGAGAUGUUCAACGUUGCAGAGUUCAUCCGUGUGCUGGAUAUUGUGGGCGUGACCUCGCUGACUUUCUGGGCGAUGGACAUUCCGUUGCAUCUUGUCUUCGGCGUGCAGCUGCGGGGAUCUCUCGAGAUGCGGCCGUCAAAACUGUGGAGCCUGUAUGUGCGCUCCUGGCUGGCCGUGGACCUGUUGAUAGUCUUGCUUGACGUCGCGCUUAUUCUUCUGGAACGCAUGUCGAGCGGCCAGAGCAACGGUGCUUUCAGAUCCGCACGCUUCUUGCGAUCCCUUCGGUUGCUUCGGCUGUUUCGGUUGGUGCGAGUGGCCAAGCUUCAGCGGGAGCUUUCCUUGGUGGCAAGUCGGUUCUUAUCAACUUAUGCCUUCAUGGUCAUGAAGAUUGUUGGCGCCCUACUGAUGAUGCUGGCAAUUAACCACAUAAUCGGAUGUUGCUGGUUCGGCAUUGGAUCUGGGACUGACAGCGACAACACAUGGAUUCAUCGCAUCGGAAUCGAAGAUGCAGAUUUUGGGACAUCCUACGUGUGCUCGAUCCACUGGGCUUUGACGCAGUUCACACCCUCGACGAACAAUAUCGCCCCUGAAAACGGCAUCGAGAGGUUUUUUGCCAUCUGGGUGAUCCUGCUCGCAAUGGGUGUCUAUUCAUCCUUCAUUGGAUCCAUCAGCUCGACUGUGAAUUCCUUGCGGGCUGUCCGCGGCGAGAAGAUCAAGCAGCACUCGCGGCUGCAAGUACUUCCCGUUGUGGUGGCGCAUCUCCAAGACUCGAAUCCAG
This is a messenger RNA of Symbiodinium necroappetens, 1522 nucleotides long. Lineage: Eukaryota; Dinophyceae; Suessiales; Symbiodiniaceae. The record is from the annotation of a GenBank genome assembly.